AUCUUGUACGAGCUAGCGAAAUUAAAGGUUUCGUUUAUUUGUCGAUCUUUUAUAGUUGGCGUAGUUGUUUAAUUAUGAGGGUGGGGAAGGCGCAGAGACCACAAGCUAGCUAGCGUGGGUUUUCCUCUUACAGCUGCUUCCUCGCUUCCUUUUUGGUAUUUAAUUAAUUAUUUGCUUUCGCUGCUCCAUCGAUCGGUGGAUGUUGCAGCUAGCGACGAUCGUCCAAAUCUCGAUCGAUUUGUUUUCUUUGCUGCUGUAUCGAUUGAUUAUAUUGAGUUUGAUGUUAUCUCCUAUUAUGUUUCUGAGUUAUUAGGGUUUUUGAAGGAGCUUCUGCUACAGACAUGAAUGCAAAUAAUUAAGAGAGAGAGAGUGGGGUGGAAAUGGAAUCGAACCAGUGAUUUUGCUUCCUGUGAUCCUCUCUCCUUUCCUGUUCUUGUUUCCUUAAUUGUAAGAGAUAGAUUUUUAAUCUAUAUCGGGUGGUUUUCCCUGAGGACAGCAGCGCCGGCUCCAUGAACGCCUGCGGCGAUCUCUCUCCGGCCGACUUUGUCACCCACAGACCCCCAAAACAGCACUCCUUCACUUCCCCUGCUCUCUCCCUCGGCCUGCAAACCGACAUCGAAGGACACUUGAACUUAAGCCGAAUGAUGGCCGGCGAUGAGAACGACAGCAGGUCAGGAAGCGACAACUUGGAGGCUGUCUCCGGCGACGACGACGAUCAAGAACAGAAUCCCCGUAAAAAGAAGAGAUACCAUCGCCACACUCCACAACAAAUCCAAGAACUCGAAGCUUUGUUCAAGGAGUGCCCGCACCCUGAUGAUAAACAAAGGCUCGAACUGAGCAAGCGGCUUUGCCUGGAGAGCCGGCAGGUCAAGUUCUGGUUCCAGAAUCGACGAACUCAGAUGAAGACUCAAAUCGAGCGGCACGAGAACGCGAUCCUUCGCCAGGAGAACGACAAGCUGCGUGCGGAGAACAUGGCGAUCAGGGAGGCGACGAGGAAUCCGAUCUGCAACAACUGCGGCGGCGUGGCGAUGCUCGGAGAGAUCUCCAUCGAGGAGCAGAACCUCCGCGUGGAAAACGCCCGGCUCAAGGAGGAGCUCGAACGGGUCUGCUCCCUCGCCGGAAGGUUCCUCGGCCGCUCCAUGGCUUCUUUCCCGGCUCACAGCGUCGACGUCACGCCGCCCCCCUUUCCGAGCUCGCUCCUGGAGCUUGGCGUCGGCAGCAACGGUGGGUUCGCGGGACUAGUCUCGUCUGCCGCCGUGCCCGAUCUUUUUCCACCGGCACCGGCGAUCGUCAAUCCGUUGGAUGGCGCUCCCGUCGCACACCCGACCUCAGCCGACAGGAGCAUGUUGUUAGAGCUGGCACUGGCGGCCAUGGAUGAACUAGUGGCCAUGGCGCACAUGGACGCGCCGCUUUGGAUCCGAAGCACAGACGGCGGUUCGGAGACCUUGAACUACGAGCAGUACCACCACAGCGUACGCCGCAUCGCUGGCAUGUCGCCGGCGGCUGGGUUCGUCGCCGAGGCUUCGAGGCAAACGGGGAUGGUGAUCAUAAACAGCCUUGCCCUCGUCGAAACACUGAUGGAUUGCGAUCGUUGGGCAAAUAUGUUCUCUUCCAUCGUAGCAAAGGCGUCGACCAUAGAAGUGAUAUGCAAUGGCGUGGGUGGAACUAAAAACGGUGCCUUACAACUGAUGCACGCUGAGCUACAAGUUUUGUCGCCGUUAGUUGCGAUUCGGGAGUUGAACUUCCUCAGAUUUAGUAAGCAGCACGCGGAGGGCACCUGGGUUGUGGUGGAUGUCUCCGUUGAUUUUAUCAGAGAAAACGUAUCGUCUGGAUCCAGCUGCAGAUUGAUGCCUACUGGUUUUGUGGUUCAAGACAUGCCCAAUGGUUACUGCAAACUCGUGUGGGUGGAGCACGCAGAGUACGACGAGGCACAAGUGCAUCAUCUGUACCGUCCGCUGCUCCGGUCCGGCCUCGCCUUCGGCGCCGGCCGGUGGUUGGCCACCCUUCAGCGCCAGUGCGAGUGCCUCGCCAUUCUCUUGUCCGCCUCCAACGUCGACGAGUCCGGGACGAUAACGCCGAGCGGGCGGCGGAGCAUGCUGAAGCUGGCGCAGAGGAUGACCGAGGCUUUCUGCACCGGCGUGUGCGCGUCGUCGGCGCACGAGUGGACGAAGCUGGAGUCGCACAGCAUCGGUCCUAACGUGCACGUGAUGACGCGGAAGAGCAUGGGCGACCCGGGGGAGCCGGCCGGCGUGGUGCUCAGCGCCGCCACCUCUGUUCCUUUGCCCCUGAUCUCGCCGAAGCGCCUCUUCGACUUCCUCCGCGAGGCGAGCUUCCGCAGCAAGUGGGACAUCCUGUCCAACGGCGGCCCCAUGUGCGAGAUGGCGCACAUCGCCAAAGGCCAGGACGCCGGCAACGCCGUCUCCCUCCUCCGCGCCAGCUCGGUGAACUCGAACCAGACAAGCAUGCUGAUAUUGCAACAGACGUGCAUCGACGCGUCGGGCGCGAUGGUGGUAUACGCGCCGGUGGACGUGCCGGCCAUGCACCUAGUCAUGAACGGCGGCGACUCGGCCUACGUGGCGUUGCUGCCUUCUGGAUUCGCCAUCCUCCCCGACGGCGGUGGCGCCUCCCACGGCGAGGGUUCUCUUCUCACCGUCGGAUUCCAGAUCCUGGUAAACAACCAACCGACGGCGAAGCUGACGGUGGAGUCUGUGGAGACCGUGAACAACCUCAUCUCCUGCACGGUUCAGAAAAUCAAAGCUGCAGUGUUCCACUACGGCGACUAAUUAUAAGCCUAGCUCCUCCCUCCUCCGUCGAUCGAUCGAUCGAUCGAACGAACAACACGAAUGAAUCAAAUGAAAAAUAAAAAAAAUAAAAAUAACGAUAAAUAAAUGGAGAGAUGGAGUCAAGAACGAACCGCGCGUGCGUGACAUAUGAUGGUGGUUCGGUUCGGGCAUUGACUCGGUCUCCAGAUGAAACCAGUAGGCAGCUACAGCGCUCAAUGAUCUUGUUUCCUUUCUCAAACACUUCAUUCUGUACGUGUAAAGGAUAGUGAAUUAAUUCUUGCACGAGAGUGCUCGACGCACAUUUGUUUUGAUCUUAUUGUUCAAUUGUGAUCGAGUGGAUGCAAUUAGUAAAUCGUGUACGUUUCUUUUUGAUCCC
Zingiber officinale is the source of this 3159-nucleotide messenger RNA. Its product is annotated as homeobox-leucine zipper protein ANTHOCYANINLESS 2-like. Lineage: Eukaryota; Viridiplantae; Streptophyta; Magnoliopsida; Zingiberales; Zingiberaceae. The record is from RefSeq and is a predicted model, not a curated record. Gene Ontology annotation, molecular function: DNA-binding transcription factor activity, RNA polymerase II-specific; DNA binding; lipid binding. The transcript is spliced from 9 exons. Bases 510 to 2783 code for a protein of 757 amino acids. Gene Ontology annotation, biological process: regulation of DNA-templated transcription.